CGCAGGGUCCCGCUGCGUUGCUGGCGGGAGCUCAGCUGCAGCACCAGGACCUCGGGGUCAGUAGUCAGGGGCGGGGAAGCCGCGGCCGCGCCCUCCCGGCCACUCCCCGGCCGGCGGUGAGUGGCGUGCACUCGCACAUGUCCUCCGCGCCACCACGAUCGCCCACCCCGCGGGCCCCCAAGAUGAAGAAGGACGAGUCUUUCCUGGGCAAGUUGGGCGGUACACUGGCGAGGAAGAAGAAGACAAGGGAGGUGACUGACUUGCAAGAAGAAGGCAAGAGCGCCAUCAAUUCUCCUAUGGCCCCAGCUUUGGUGGACAUCCACCCUGAAGACACCCAGCUAGAAGAGAAUGAGGAGCGUACCAUGAUUGAUCCCACCUCCAGAGAAGACCCCAAGUUCAAGGAGCUGGUCAAGGUGCUCCUGGACUGGAUCAACGAUGUGCUGGCGGAGGAACGCAUCAUUGUGAAGCAGCUGGAGGAGGACCUGUACGACGGCCAGGUGCUCCAGAAACUACUGGAAAAGCUGGCGCACUGCAAACUGAACGUGGCAGAGGUGACACAGUCUGAGAUCGGGCAGAAGCAGAAGUUGCAGACGGUCCUGGAAGCUGUGCAAGACCUGCUUCGUCCCCACGGCUGGCCGCUGCGCUGGAAUGUGGACUCUAUCCACGGGAAGAACUUGGUGUCCAUUCUCCACCUCCUCGUGUCUCUGGCCAUGCAUUUCAGAGCCCCCAUCCACCUCCCCGAGCACGUCACCGUGCAGGUGGUGGUAGUCCGGAAGCGAGAAGGCCUGCUGCACUCCAGCCACAUCUCGGAGGAGCUGACCACGACCACAGAGAUCAUGAUGGGCCGGUUUGAGCGGGAUGCCUUCGACACGCUUUUUGACCACGCACCGGAUAAGCUCAACCUUGUGAAGAAGUCUCUCAUCACGUUUGUGAACAAACACCUCAAUAAGCUGAACUUGGAGGUGACCGACCUGGAGACCCAGUUUGCGGAUGGCGUGUACCUGGUUUUACUCCUGGGCCUCCUCGAAGACUACUUUGUCCCCCUUCACAACUUCUACCUGACCCCUGACAGCUUUGACCAGAAGGUGCACAAUGUGGCCUUUGCCUUUGAACUGAUGCUGGAUGGAGGCCUCAAGAAACCCAAGGCUCGCCCUGAAGACGUGGUGAACCUGGACCUCAAAUCCACUCUGCGUGUCCUUUACACUCUGUUCACCAAGUACAAGGACGUGGAGUGACAGCGGCUGACCCUUCUGGAACAAUUUCUAGGCCAGAAAAGUGGGAGUGGCCAUCCACGGCCCCUGCUCUCCCAGGAAACACCUCCCUGGGGAGGCCUCAGGCGUCCCGGCUGCCUGCUGCCCCUUCUCUCUGCCCUCUGCCUGGUGUGGCUGUUGUUUUAAAUCCCUGUCCUGUGUGGUUCCCCGGCCUUUGAGAACUUGGUGCUUUAAACGCCCUCUCGGGUCUGAAACUUCGCUUCCUCUUUUUCUCCGCCUCUGUCAAAAGAUGAAAAAGAACAAAAGCCCCAGCCCACCCCUCCGCUGGAGUGGGCUGUCCACCUGUGCCCCAACCCGUGGAGCAAUUACCAAUGGCAGGAGCACAGCAGCCCUGGGCGCCAGGGACUCUGCCCCACUUGUCCUCAGGAAUCCCCUGGGCUGGGCUCUCCUUGGAAGCAGGGUCUUGUCUCAGUAAAAUCCUCACAGUUCUUCACUCCUGAGUCUCAGAAGCUUUAGACUCGUGACGCGGGUCCCCACCUCCAUCCGUCUUGUGGUUUUCUGGGUCUAACUGACUGUUUUACAUGAACCCUCAGGACCCAGAAUGCCUCAGGCCCCCAAGGCAGCUUGCACAGGGCAUGUCUGGGUCUGUUGCUGGCUCUGAAUGUACGGCUUGAGCCAGCUUGGAGCCGGCACCUUCUGUCUCUGAGGCCCUGUUAGGGGAUGGACACAUUUUUAGAGAUUUUACAAGGGGCUGGGAAUCCAUUAGCAGGGCUGCCUGACCACAGGCUACCAGCAGCCAGAAAGACAGAGGCGUGCAUCUGGAGGCUCUGGGGGCUGGGAGUAGGAGACAGAGGUGCUGGCAGGACACUUCUCUCUGCCUUCAUACCAGCCCUCCUCCUGCAUUAGUCUCUUCUUCAUUCGAAGUGGAACCCAUUCCCCUGUAUAACCUCGCUGACUCCAUGACAUCUGCAAGGCCCCUGUCUCCAAAUUUCGGUCUCCCCCAGAUAAGCCAGGAGUAGGUUUGUAGAGCAUGUCUCAGCUGCAGGUGGGGGCAUAUGAGGUGUCCAAAACCCUCCUGGAACUCUCCUGACAUCCCCUGCAGCAUGGCCUAUAAGAGAAAAUGCUGUUGCUCCUGUGAGCCUUUCGCCACUCACUUCCCUUGACUCCAGAGAGGAGUGGUGAUGCCGUGGGUGGCUGGCUCCUUGUCUCAGGAACCCUACUUCUGAGGUUCACCCCCUCUCAUGCUCCUGCUACCUCCGGCCCUCAGUACAGCUACCCUCUUCCUCGAGUCUUCAGUGUUCACGGCAGCUACAGUAAGCCUUCCUUUUCUGAUUCCCACCUUGCCACGGACCAGGGCUGUGGAGGGAGGUGUUGAUACUGAAUUGAAUGCCAACCGUGAAGUUCCAGAAAAACAGUUUAAUAUCCUCCCUCGGUCCCACUGUUGCUAAGCUAGGGACGGGCUUGGAUAGCCGCUCCGAUGGAGGUGGCUUCCCAGCAGGGGAAAGAGAUAAUUAAAACGGCAUUACCGUGUCUCCCUGUGGGAUGCGCUGACAUUAAAGAGCCACACUGACAAAAUAGUCGGGACGGGAACGUUCUGUGCUGCCUUCCUCACGUGCACAGAGCCACAGCAGCAUCCGGGAACUGCUGGGUCCAUCUUGCUCUGCUCACAAGUAGUGUGGGCAAAUGUGUCUCCUAUCCCCAGGGCAGGGGACCUAGAUGCAAAGGGUUUGCAGAGACCUGUGGUGCUGAAGGGAAGAAAAGGGUUGGUCUGGGAAGGGCCGUGGCCUUCUGGGCUUCUCUAUCUGAAGGGCACAUGUCCCACUUGGCAUCCAAGAAGGCUCUUAUGCCUCCCAUAAGAACCUGUGAAGCCAAAGGACUUCAUGAAGGCCUGAGCUUCCCCAGCGGCUGAGCGUGGAGGUGGGGUUCUCACAUGCCAGUGAAGGGCUCCUGCUGUCCUUUCUCUCCUUUCACCAUGGGGUUGGCAUUCACACCACAGCUUGGACAGAGACACCGAGAACCAAGGUUUCUAGGUCAACUUCAGGGCCACCUGUGUAAGGCAGGCUUUCUUCACAGGAAAAAGGGAGAGCUGUCUCCCUCCAUGACCUCAGGUAAUCAGUGCUGAUCCCCAACCUUUCCACACUCCCCCACCCCACCGGGGCAGGAGGAAGGAACAGGCAGAUCUUCAUACUCACUCUUCCUGCGAGCCAGGGCUGGAGUUGCUCCCCUCUGUCUUCACUGGUUGGGCCAUCCCCUCCGGCUCUGCUGACCUCUGCAGACCAGCAGGCAGCUCUUGUUCCUCUUUUGCACCUAGUUGAGCAAAGCUGAGCCCAGGGCCCCCUGCUUCCUCGUGGGCCUGACAAAGGGGGAUCUUUUCUUUUCUUUUUUUUUUUUUUUUUUCCAAACCAAGUUCGGUCUCCCUCUGUGAAACAGCGCUUUAUUGUCUUUUUAAUUGUUCGAAGCAAUGUGUCCUUUGGAUUUCUGGAUAUUAAAUAAAAACCACUAAACCCCC
Meriones unguiculatus (Mongolian gerbil) is the source of this 3720-nucleotide messenger RNA. It is a transcript of the gene Parvb, whose product is annotated as parvin beta. Gene Ontology annotation, biological process: establishment or maintenance of cell polarity; lamellipodium assembly; actin cytoskeleton organization. The record is from RefSeq and is a predicted model, not a curated record. The transcript has 13 exons. Bases 138 to 1235 code for a protein of 365 amino acids. Gene Ontology annotation, molecular function: actin binding. NCBI's taxonomy places the organism in Eukaryota, Metazoa, Chordata, Mammalia, Rodentia, Muridae. Gene Ontology annotation, cellular component: focal adhesion; lamellipodium; actin cytoskeleton.